AUGGGAUCAGUAUUUUACUCAUAAAAAUACUUCCAAAUCUAAAGCCAAAUGAGAUACUUCUCAGCCAGCAGCAAUAACACUCCCUCAAGUGGAAACCACAAAUAAAAUGUCUUCACCAAGCCAUCAAGCUAAACAAACAAUGAAGCCGAUGCAGCUUCAUAGACAAAGCAAUAUGAAUAAUAUGCUGAGCCUUAAGCAAGCGAGUUUGAUGACCUUCAAGAUGCAGAUGUCAAGGAUAAGGACAGUGCUGCCAAAAAUCUCUCUCUUCAACUCAUGAAGUUUGAAACAUCAGAGCAGUGCUUGUAAUUAUAUGAGAACGGGUACCUUAGAGGUGCUCGUGAUGCAAUAUACGGUGAAGAACUCUGUCUAAUCUUUUACUUUGUAAUCAAGAACAUCUAGAAGAUGAUGCCAGAGGAUGGACAUAGACUGCUCACUCAAGACUUGAGAUUCACGACAUUGCUUCAGAUGAUCAUGGGGAGACUCUAGGACUUAGAGUUUGAGUACUUUAUCACAACAGUAUGGGGAUUGGGCAUCGCAGUCUCUGGGUACAAUGCUUAGAUUGAGCCAGAGCAGAAACUAAGAAUCCUCUCUCAUUUGAAUCAGAUAUAGAUCCCAGAGUACGCCUACAACAACAUUCCAACUCUCGCCUUCUCUCUGUCUUGCUUCUUCAACGAAGACAUGAACUAGCUGGCUCAGGAAACCAUUGAGAAGAUUUCUAACACUUACCUGGACAAUAUGCUUGAUAGAAUGGACAUACUUCAGGCUAGCGUAUUGCUGAUGUCAUGGGGUAGGGCAUUUAUUGAUAAUGGAGAAAUGCUUGAUAAAGUGGCUAAUGACAUUAUUAACAAGCAUAAGCAGAAACUAUUUUAUGAGGAUGGAGCUAUCUCUGAGAUUGUCAACAUCAUAAUGGCACUAUCUGAUUUGAGAUACAAAAAUGAGAAAUUAUUUGAAAUCAUGCACGGGUAUGCCUUAAAGCAUCUCGAAAAAUUAAACAUUUACUUCCUAGCGUAAUUAGUCAACUCAACAGCAAUGCUCUUCCCUGAAAAGAUCAAGUACUUCAAUGACUACUCCUCUGAGUUGCAUCAAAGACUUUAGGCAGGCAUCAAUCAAGAAAGUUUUAGAGUUGCUAAACCAGGGCAGACAUAAAUGCUUAUCAAUGAACUAAUUCCAGAUAUCACAACAUACAACAAUCUCUGGCUAUCAAUCACUUGCUUUGGAGUAAAAUAGAAUGUCACAAUGAAGGAGGAUAUCCCCGCUGAUGCCGAUGAAGAGAAAAAGAAGGCUUAUAUGGUUGGUGGACACAUCAGAGUUAUUGCCAAGGAUUUGAUCAAGAUUUUCAACUCUAAUAGAAGAUGGCAAAAUACAGAUUUAAAUAUCACUGAAGCUGCUAACAUAUCGAUUGCGAUAGCUUCAUUGAAGUUGCAAAGCGAUAACUUUAUUGCAGACAUUGCUGAUAUAAUCAAAGCAAACAUCAAAGAAGCAAAUAACUAUGAGCUCAUAAACCUAGCAAAGUCAAGUCAUUACUUCAGGGAAUUUAAGCAUACCAAAGAACUAUACGGUAUAGUGCACGCUGAAUGCGUAACUAGAUACAAUCUUAGAAAGCUUGACGAUGAUGUUAAAUCCUCACUUGAGAGUGUGUUCUCUAGUCAUGGUAUUAUGAAUGAUUCUCCAUUUGUCAAGACAAGAGUUCAACGUUGA
Stylonychia lemnae is the source of this 1698-nucleotide messenger RNA. NCBI's taxonomy places the organism in Eukaryota, Ciliophora, Spirotrichea, Sporadotrichida, Oxytrichidae. The record is from the annotation of a GenBank genome assembly.